CUGGGGAAGGUGUCCUUGGAUGUUCGGUGUGUGUUGGCCGACGGAGGGUCUCAUGUUCUUGAAAGAUGCUUCCGUAGCCAUUUUGGCUCAAGCGGCUUGGCUUGAAACUUUGCCGAAGGCUUUCCAGAAGCCCUCCAAUUUACGAGUACUGAAUAUCUAUGAUUUUUCCCAUGGCUUUCACGAAGGCGUCCUUCGGCGUCUUCGUGGGCCCCCUCGUCGUGAUCCUUGGCGUGCCGCACGCAGCCGCUCUUGUGCUAUCCACGGCCCCUUCCGAGCCGUGGUGGAAGUCGGAGCUGAAUGACUUGCUGCGGGCCGCGUGGGGCGUGGGGUCUGGUGACCGGAUUGCGCACGGCGCCCAGGCCUGGAACCCCGAGCCCGUCCCAGGCAACGGGGUGCAGCUCGCCACCGUCGACGACGCCACGGAUCCGUGGGCCGUCUCCGCGGGCCGCGACGAGUGCUCCGGCUGCGACUUCACGGUGAACCUGCGGUGCGAGGGCCUCCGGCUGGGUCGCCACGCGGCGUGCCACCGCAUCACACAUUGCCUGCUGACCAUGUACGGUAUGAUCCAGCUUGCCCACAUGGCCGCGAGCAGUCGGCCCGACGCCCAGAUCUGCGCGCUCACGUGGACGGAGCCGGACGGCAUGGACCUGCGCAGUUUCUUGGGGGACGUGGUCGGCAUCAAGUGGCACUCCCUCGUCGACGAGAAGGACAGCUGUGCGAGCGGGCUGCGGUACCACGCAGGCUACCGGACUUGGCUCAUGGGCGCGCAGCAGUCCUAUUUGGAUCAGUUCGGACUGGACCAGCACAUGGUCCGCUCCUAUUCCAUCAACUUCGACAAUAACUUGAACUGGAUGCAGCGCGAUUUCUCCGCAUUCGUUGGAAAGGACGGUGAUUUUUCGCCGCAGUUCGUCAUAAUCCACCGCAUGCAAGUUCCCGGAGGUCCACCGAACACGCGUAUGUUUCACGACGCCGAUUUGGCGAAGUUGAAGGACUCGAUGAGUGGUACGAAGUUGGGCAAGGUAGAUCUGCCGCUGACAGUGUACUACGGAAACGAAAGCGUCGCAGAUACCGUGAGAAUGUUCACCCGGGCCGCGGAGAUCAUCGGCUACCACGGCGCAGCGAUGGCCAACACUUUGUUUUCGGCCCGAAGGCAUUGCGUGCACCACAUCUCGACAUUCAAAGAUUUGCAAAGUCAGGUGCACUGGCGCAUCAACGAUGACGUGGCCAGGAUGAACAAGUUGGGCAGUUUCAACGUGUACGACAUCCCAUUGAUCGAUCUCUUCAACGAUAACAGCGUGAACGUUGAGGAUUACGAGAAAGCAGAAGAUAAGGAUCAUUUCAUCAAGGAUUUACCUUGGGCACCACUCUCAGAUUACCACAUUGCACAGUUACAUGUUGCUGUGGGUCAGUGUCUGAAGAACUGGGUGGAGGGCCACUGGUAGACUGCCAACCCGCAUGGUUGUCUCACGCGCGAAGACUCUUCACCCUUGCCUUCCGCAUGGUUUCUCGGAAAUACAAUUGUAGAUGAAUUCGCAGCCUUGACCGCGGCACAAGCGAGAGUGCCCGAGGUCGAGCGGCAUCGACUGGUGUUGCACGAGCGUCGCGCACGAUUGGUGCGGAUGAAGCUCCUCAGGGAAUCGUUGGAUUGCUUGGCCUAGGGAAAAACAUGUUCUUGGACGCACGCUUCAGCAACUCGCCUGGUCGAACUUGCCGCCUGGGCCCGCGCGAUCUCAGCUGGCUCAUCUGGCCAUGCCAUGUGUUGUGUCAUGUGCUGUUGCGUAUCCUUUAUUUGGUAUCAGUUGCGCUUCGCUGUUUGAGCUGCAGAUAACGUAUAUGCUGCAGCAGAUCGUAGGCGCUGUGCACGAAAGUGAACAUCCUUGCUUGUGCCACUCGUUGCCGCUGCAAGUAUAGCAAGGUAGAGGGUCACAUGGAAGUACCGCGUCGUCAGGCCUUGAACAUGUGGCAAUCAAAAAACACUAGUUUGAGUAUUCUCUUGCGUCCCUCACUGUGCACCAUGCCGCCGGCACUCCAUCGCCACAGCCGCCCGUCAUCG
This is a messenger RNA of Prorocentrum cordatum, 2053 nucleotides long. NCBI's taxonomy places the organism in Eukaryota, Dinophyceae, Prorocentrales, Prorocentraceae. The record is from the annotation of a GenBank genome assembly.